Messenger RNA from Knipowitschia caucasica, 1689 nucleotides. The record is from the annotation of a GenBank genome assembly. Lineage: Eukaryota; Metazoa; Chordata; Actinopteri; Gobiiformes; Gobiidae.
AUGUUGGCAGCAUCUACUCUAGGAUGCAUUCUCAGACGAUGCCUAUUUAGAGAUGGAAAAGGAGGAGUUCAUGUCUCUAAUUAUGGACAAGCUCGACUGGAAGGAAAUGUUUUCCGUGGGCUAAAUUAUGCCGUUCGGUGUAUUCAAAAUUCCACCAUUGUGAUGCUGAGGAACGAAGUGUGUGAAUGCCGUGCCUCUGGUGUCUUUCUGCGCCUUUCUGCUCAGGGUCUCAUUGCAGAAAAUAACAUUCACUCAAAUGGAGAGGCAGGACUAGACAUUAGAAAAGGGGCAAACCCGAUCAUUGUGUGUAACAGAAUACAUAGUGGCUUGCGUUCUGGUGUUGUGGUACUUGGAAAUGGAAAAGGAUCCAUACGUAACAAUCUAAUAUAUAACAACAAAGAGGCUGGUGUCUACAUACUCUUUAGUGGGAACCCAGUGGUUAGUGGGAAUCACAUUUUUCAGGGCCAGGCUGCAGGGAUUGCCAUUAAUGAAAAUGGAAGAGGGAUGAUAACAGAUAAUGUGAUCAGAGAGAACCAAUGGGGUGGUGUGGACAUUCGUCGAGGUGGAGACCCAAUUUUGAGAAAUAACUAUAUUUGCCAUGGUUAUUCAGAUGGUGUGGUGGUGGGAGAACGAGGUCGGGGACUAAUUGAAGGAAAUCAUGUUUACUCCAACAAAGGCUGUGGAGUGUGGGUUAUGUCAUCCAGCCUCCCACAGCUUUUAGGAAACUUCAUCACCCAUAAUUGCAUGUAUGGACUGGCGGUGUUUUGCCGAAAGGAUCCAGAGAACGUUGAAGUCAGAGAAGGAAGCUGGCCAGGGCAGGAUGGCAUGGGGGACGCAGGAGCUAACGGGGAGAGAAGAGAGGCAGAAGGACGCGAUGGCCAGGAAAACCUUAAUGACGAAGGGGAGUUGUUUGCAUGGGAAAGUGAUCUGGACAGUGAGGAUGAGCGGCACUCUGCCCGCCGCUCCAUCAGCGUGGCCUUAGUGGAGGGUAACUGUAUGAGCUACAAUGGAGCUGUUGGGCUUUAUGUGAAGAGCAGUGAACCGCUCAAUGCAAUUAGCAAUCUUGUGAAUUGUAACCACGGAACAGGCAUUACUGUUCAGCAAAGCUGUCAGCUUACUCGACUUGUUGCAAACUGCAUUUUGGGAAAUGGCAAAGGUGGCGUUGCAGUGGAGAAGGACAGUCGAGUGGAACUCAGAGGAAACGGCAUUUUUGAAAAUGGAGGUCAUGGGGUGGUUUUUUGCGGUAAUGGACAGAUAGUGGAGAAUGACGUGCUUGGAAACUAUGGAUAUGGAAUUCAGGUGUCUGGAAAUGCUGAUAUCAAGGUUUUGCGCAACCGUGUCCAACCAGCACAAGGCUGUGCCAUUGCUGUACUGGGAGACGUGAGAGGUGUUGUCCAUGAUAAUGUCAUAUUCCAGGGACACCCCGGAAACAAAAAAACUCUACUGUACAUGGAUCCAAGCAAUGAGACCUGUGUCUUACACAACAACAAUGUCUUGAAGCAUAAUAACUGCAAAACCUUUUCUGCUUGGACACUGGAAAAUCCUCCCCCUCGCCCACAAGCUUGUUCUCCAACUGGUUUAUCCCCAUCUCAAUAUCCUUCACGUCUUGGCAUUUCUAUGACCAACCGGAUCAGUGCCACAGUAGAGAACGGAUGCCACAGUGGUAGUAUGUUUUGCACGAUCUUGUGA